AAUGCAUAUAAGUCAGUCAGCAAAAUGGCGUCGGUGGCCAUUUCCACGGCGUUGAAAAAAAUAACAGAAUUAAGGGUUGUGGACCUUAAAUCCGAGCUCAAGCGACGGAAUUUGGACACUUCGGGUAUUAAGAGUGUACUUCUCGCCAGAUUGAAGCAGGCUAUUGAGAGUGAAGAUGCAGACUCUGGCAGUUUUGAGGCACAGGCUCCAGUAAGCACAUCAACUCGUAAAAGUGGAAAAGGCAAAGGAAGGAAAAUUGAGUCAGACUUGGACACUACCACGGAAGAUGAGAUGCCUUCUAAGGAAACAGAAGAGUAUGAGUCAGAGAAAGAUGUAACAGAUACAGAUGAAGGUACACGAGAAAAUUGUAAGCCUGCGCUCUGCGAGGACAACCUCUCUCAGCCCGAGAGCAUUGCUGAGCCGGAGGUUGAGCCGGAGACAGAAGCCGUGGUCACCGAGGCCGAUUCAGAGCCAGAAAUGGCUGAUGCUGACACAGAUGCCGAGCCAGAGGUGGACGCAGAUGUUGAGCAAGAGGCUGAGGCAGAUGCCGAGGCACAAGUCGACGACGAGGCAGAAGGAGAGCUGCAGGACGACGGGGGGGCCGAGCCCGAGGUUGACGGAGAGGGCGAGCCCGAGGUUGACGGGGAGGCAGAGCCCGAAUUGGAGUCUGAAGAAGAGAUGGCUGCCGAAGCCAUGGAUUCCUCGAAAGAAGCUGAGGACGAUCACCUGUCUGUGUCGAUGCAAAAUGAAGACGCCAUCACGUUAGAUGUUGAUGGCGACGAUCUUCUGGACACAGGUAAACAUGUGAAACUUCCAGAUUCAGAGGCCGACAAGGGCAACGAUGAGCCUGAGGCCUCUGCCGAGAUGGGCAUGGAUGAUGAUAUGAAGAUUCAAGCCAGAGAUGGCAAGCAAGAUGGCGGAGCCUGGGGCGAGCCCUCAGAGGACAGCAGAGAUGCCACGAAGAAAGCUGAAGCUGGAGAUAAAGAAAAGGAUUCUGGGAAGAAAGGCCUCUCGUCCACAGGGGUAUCAGGUCAAGCAAAGAGCUCUUCACGAGACAGAGAUGGAAAAGCUGCAAAGGAUGAUAAGGUUGUCGGUAGCAGCAGCAACAUCAGCUCUUCCCAUAACAUUUGGGUGAGUGGCCUGUACUUCAACACCAAAGCAGCAGAUCUGAAGAACCUCUUUGGCAAAUAUGGCAAGUUCUGUUGUGGACAGGUUUUAAGUGCCAAGGUCCUAACAAAUGCCCGCAGCCCUGGCUCAAAGUGUUACGGCCUGGUGACAAUGUCUUCCAGUGCAGAGGUGACACGUUGCAUCUCUCAACUGGACUGCACUGAGCUUGAUGGACAGCAAAUAUACGUUGAAUGUGCCAAAAAUCACCCCUUCAAAAAAGAAUCCUCAAAGAAUGAAUUAGAUGACAAAGCAAGUACCGGCAAGUCAAGUGAAAAGCGCAGUUCCACUGGGACCAAGUUGUCUAACAAAUUACAGCAACCUUACAGAAAAGAAGAGCAAUCUGGGGAAAAGGACAAAGAUUCAUCCAAGGACACCAAAAGUGCCAAAUCUGAUUCAGGUACAUCAAAUUCUGUCCAAGGUUCCUCAAAGAGAGAUGACAGAUCCUCUGGACGGUCAAGAAGUCCAGGCGGUAUGGUGCAGGGGGAUCAGACUAAAGGAAAGUCGACUUUUUUCAAAAUGAGACCUUUAAGAAAAACAAGAUAUUUUGAGAAGCCUUUUGUUCACAUGCCCAUGCAAAGACGUCCCAAAUGGCUGUUACCCCCUGAAGAGCUGGAGAUGAUUAAACGCAAACAGCAGUUGGUCAAUAAGGAGGGUGGCUUUGUUCCUUUUGCGAAGAUAAAAGAGCAGAGUAUGCGGGAGCGGAUGGAGCGUGCUCGUAGAGCCCCAGAGAUGCGCAGGCACCGCGAAAUGGCUGAACAGGCGCGCCAUGAGCGGGAGUGCGAAGAACGUGAGAACCUCUUUCGUGAACGUCAGAGACUAGAGAUGGAAAGACAAAAGCUGGAGAGGGAGCGCUUUGAGAGGGAGAAGCUCGAAAGGGAGAGAAUCCGAAUAGAGCAAGAGCGGUGGAAAGAGGCAGAACACAUUGCCCGCCAACAGGAGCUCAGACGACAGCAGGAGCACCUCCGCUAUGAGCAAGAGAAGCGAAACUUCAAAAGAGGCCGUGAUGUCGAGCAUGGUCGGAGAGAUAAUACAUACUGGAAUGGCAACAAGAAGAUUCAGUCCGAUGCGUCCGAUGCUCGUCUCAACCAAGGUGGCAACUUCGAACGACAGCAGAACCGCUUUUCCAACUUCAACCAACGCCAGAGGGGCCGCUUCCCACAGGCCGCUGUCGAGCAGAGCAACACAUUUGACAGGCGCAACCGUUUCGACGGAGAGCCAGAAGCAAAGAAGAGCCGCCCCUCUCUUCAGCGAGAGGGCGCCGGCUUCGAGCGCUACCCCAAGAACUUCGAAGCGGUGCGCCGGGCCGAGCCGCCUCCUUCGCGCACUGCCCUCCGCGACACCGACCGCAGGGAUCGAGAUGAAAGGCGACCCAUCCAGGUGCAUGAUCGGCCGAUGGGAGCCAGGAUGUCCGGCGUGUCCCACCCCCGCUCUCCCAGGGACGGGGGCCACACCUGGAAGAAUAACGCUGACAUGAAUGCCAACAAGGGCGAGUUACGUGGACCCAUGCGAAUUCGUACGGAGAGGUCGGGCCGAGACGGGCCUGGUCCAGUCCUAAGAGGAGGUUCUUCAGCCAGCCGAGGAAGAGGCUCCUUUAAUGAUCAGGAUGGAGGAAGAGCCAUGGUGAUGAAUGAUCAGUCUUUCAACUCAGGCCGCCGUGUGGUGGUGGAGCGUCACAGCAGGGAGCAGGGCAUGAGGAAGGAGUGGCAAGGUGGCUCGGCUUCCCGAGGCGGCGGCAGCUUCUCCAACAACCGCCGGAUGAGCGACAGUCGUCGCAGCAUGAUGUCGCCACCUUCUGGUCCCUCAUCUGGAAUGAGUCGCAUCGUCCAAAUCACCAGCAGCUCCGUUCCCGGCGGCAGCACCACGGGCGGCUUUAAGACUUUCAAAGGAACGCGGCAGUUCUAAAGUCGACCACAAAAAACUAAAGGAGGCCCCUGUGAUAAGUUUUUUAGGUGGCACGACGAUAGUGGAGGGGUUAACAAUUUUUAUUUUGUACAAAGGUUUUCAUCGUAGGAUUUUUCCUGACAUUUAUGAUUUGUGUGGAAGUUAAUUUGUAUUUAGAAGCUUAUGGUAAGUCUUUGUAACAUGUUAAUAUUCCCUCCAGCUGUCAUUUAUUUUUGUUAUCUUAUUCUAAUGAAGGCAGUUCAUGUCCUCCAUCCCCCACAACUUUUAAAAUAUUUAUCAUGUAGCACAAAAAUAUUUGAUUGCUCUCAUAACUGGUAGUAUGUUUUCUAAAAUUCUAGAACUGUGGAUUCAUAUUUCUGGAAUUAUUACAAGCUGAAAUUUAGUCCACAUGCAUACCUUUUCCUAACUGUCAGUUUAUGCAUAUGUGAAUUAAAUAAAGCUUUCAACCAUGUUAUUA
Phyllopteryx taeniolatus (common seadragon) is the source of this 3526-nucleotide messenger RNA. It is a transcript of the gene sltm, whose product is annotated as SAFB-like, transcription modulator. Gene Ontology annotation, cellular component: nucleus. Lineage: Eukaryota; Metazoa; Chordata; Actinopteri; Syngnathiformes; Syngnathidae. The coding region runs from base 25 to 3069 and encodes 1014 amino acids. The record is from RefSeq and is a predicted model, not a curated record. Gene Ontology annotation, molecular function: sequence-specific DNA binding; RNA binding. Gene Ontology annotation, biological process: regulation of transcription by RNA polymerase II; regulation of mRNA processing. The transcript is spliced from 20 exons.